Molecule: messenger RNA, 612 nt
Organism: Acanthamoeba castellanii str. Neff
Lineage: Eukaryota; Discosea; Longamoebia; Acanthamoebidae
Product: Hras1 protein
Exons: 1
Coding region: 1-612 (203 amino acids)
Biological process (GO): Ras protein signal transduction
Cellular component (GO): plasma membrane
Molecular function (GO): GTPase activity; GDP binding; GTP binding
Source: RefSeq, a predicted model, not a curated record
AUGUCGCAUAUCUCACGAACGCCCAGCGCGGCGAGUCAUGUGGAAACGUACAAGUUGGUGGUGGUGGGGGCCGGCGGAGUGGGCAAGUCGUGCCUGGCGGUCCAGCUGGUGCACCAGGUGUUCGAUGACAGCGAGGAGUACGAUCCCACGAUCGAAGAUGCCUACGUGAAGCAGGUGGAGGUCGACGACGUGUUGUGCCGACUCGACAUCCUCGACACGGCGGGCCAGGAGAACUUCUCGGCCCUGCGCGACCAGUACCUCAAGGACGGCGAUGGGUACCUGAUCGUCUACUCGGUCAUAGAGCGCGCCACCUUCGAGGAGGCGGCCAUCUUCCGCACCCAGAUCCUGAGGGUGAGGGAGCUGCCAGGGGUGCCCAUCAUGCUGGUGGGGAACAAGUGCGACCACGCGGCCCGCAAGGUGACCACCGCCGAGGGCGAGGACCUGGCGCAGUCCUUUGGCUGCCCCUUCCUGGAGUCGUCAGCCAAGCUACGGAUCAACGUGGAACGAAUCUUCUUCGAUUUGGUGCGAGAGAUUCGGAACCAGCGGGCGCUCAGUUCGGAGAAGCCCAAGGACAGGCCCAGGAAACUCACCAGUAAGUGUCAACUCUUCUGA